CUUGGCCAAUCCUCCCUCCUUUCUACCUGAAAAAUCCAUUUCCCGACCCAAAUUCAGGUAGAAAAUAUGGCAACCGUCACGACUCAGGCAUCCGCCGUCUACCGGCCACAAAUCUCGUCGAGGUUCCUUACCGGCUCUUCCGGCAAGUUAACUAGGGAAGUGGCUUUUAGGCCUGUGACAUCUCCUUCUACUAGCUCUCUUAAAGUUGAGGCCAAGAAGGGUGAGUGGUUACCUGGCUUGCCAUCACCGGCUUACCUAACUGGCAGUCUUCCUGGUGACAAUGGUUUUGAUCCUUUGGCACUUGCUGAGGACCCAGAGAACUUGAAGUGGUUUGUCCAAGCUGAGCUUGUGAACGGUCGAUGGGCUAUGUUGGGUGUAGCAGGGAUGCUAUUGCCAGAAGUCUUGACAAGCACUGGGAUCAUUAACGUUCCGAAAUGGUACGAUGCCGGCAAAGCUGAGUACUUUGCUUCUUCAUCCACCCUCUUUGUGAUCGAGUUCAUCUUGUUCCACUAUGUCGAGAUCAGACGGUGGCAAGACAUCAAGAACCCAGGAAGUGUUAACCAAGACCCCAUCUUCAAGCAAUACAGCUUGCCUCCAAAUGAUGUAGGUUACCCUGGUGGCAUCUUCAACCCUCUCAACUUCGCACCAACUGAGGAGGCCAAGGAGAAGGAAAUCGCCAACGGGAGACUGGCAAUGUUGGCAUUCCUGGGAUUUGUGGUUCAACACAAUGUGACUGGCAAAGGACCCUUUGACAACCUAGUGCAGCAUCUUUCUGACCCAUGGCACAACACCAUUGUUCAAACACUAAGUGGCAACUAGAUCCAUCAAAAGGAAGCAAGAAAUGGAGAAAACCUGUGUUCAUUUGUUUUGUAACAAUGAUGUAAUAUGGCUUUUGAGAGAUGAACUGUGAUUGAGCAUCAAUGUAGACAAGGUUUUACCAGUGUACAGGAACCAUCAAGGCAAUAUGUCAUUAUAUUAUCAUU
Molecule: messenger RNA, 983 nt
Organism: Argentina anserina (silverweed cinquefoil)
Lineage: Eukaryota; Viridiplantae; Streptophyta; Magnoliopsida; Rosales; Rosaceae
Product: chlorophyll a-b binding protein P4, chloroplastic
Exons: 3
Coding region: 67-819 (250 amino acids)
Biological process (GO): photosynthesis, light harvesting in photosystem I; response to light stimulus
Cellular component (GO): membrane
Source: RefSeq, a predicted model, not a curated record